Molecule: messenger RNA, 2756 nt
Organism: Anarrhichthys ocellatus (wolf-eel)
Lineage: Eukaryota; Metazoa; Chordata; Actinopteri; Perciformes; Anarhichadidae
Gene: mrvi1
Product: murine retrovirus integration site 1 homolog
Exons: 20
Coding region: 96-2459 (787 amino acids)
Source: RefSeq, a predicted model, not a curated record
CUGAGUCCUGUGCUGAGCCCUGUGCUGAGUCCUGCGACGUUGAGAGACCUUUUAUUUUCCCCCACACUCGCUCACGCCCCCCACUGCUCCACACCAUGCCCACACUGCCUGAGGAAGAGGAGGAUUCCCCCGAGGAGCUGGACAGUUCAUCCAGCUCUCCCAGUACAUCUACACCGGGCAAAAGUCAAGCUAUCGUCAUGACUGCCCCCACCAUCGUCUACCCACAGCAGGCCAUUAUUGUCCAACAAGAUGGACGUCCUCUGGAGCAGACCAGGCCACACAGUCCCAGAGCUCGCCUGGCCAGAAACUCCUCUGGAGGACCCAUCACCACUGUCGACAGCACAGGUAAUGUGAUUGACCUGCUGAAAGAUCAGCUGCCGGAGCUGCAGCUCUCUGAGGAGGAUCGACAGACGAACCUGGAUCUGCUCCAACAGGCCAAGAAGGUCAGCGACCGUUUCCUGACACGCCGCGGCCGCCGCUCCCUCACUGACUCACCCACAGGUCUUUCUCCAACUCUAACUCCGUCAUCCUCACCGUGUUCAUCUAGAAGCAGCUCACUGAUUGUUGCUCCUCAAAUUGCUGGAGGACCCACAGAGGCAACCUAUGUCAACUCACAGUUGGUUGGUCAGCAUCUGGAAGUUCCUUCAGUGCGAGAUCAGCCUGACUUGACGACACAGGAUCAAGAGGGCAACAGACUGUUGGUGGACUGGAGGCCCUCUGAGAAGAGGAAAGUGUCCUCUGGGACGCUAACGCCCCGUUUUGCUGUUCAGAAGGAGAACUGUGAUCCUGCUGUACCUAAAAGUCCUCCAGCAGUCGGUAAAGCAGAUGAGGGACCUGGUCCAGGUCGAAACCUCAACCAGGCCCCGGCCACAGGGGUGGCCAAGCCCGUCCCUCGACCCCCUACUCAACAGGCCCCCUGUACAGCAGAGAUCAAGACGAUCGGGGCCUUCCCUCCGCUUAUGAGGGCUGUUUCCUGGGAUACUGUAGGCACCCUCAAUUCUAGAAAUGGCGCCCCAAGUUUCCCUCCUACAGCGGAGGAUACCCUCUCAGACAAGCCCAGGGAUGCUGCCUUCAAGUCCUCGGGCUACAAAGACCUCCCCACUCAGCAGGGAGGUGUACAGAAACUGUCUAAAUUCAGAGAGGAGCACAAGCUGAUGCGUAACCAAAGCAUAGUGGGAUCCAAGUUACCGGACUUGAGUGAAGCUGCUGAACAGGAAAGAGGAGCUCCACCUUCUCCAAACUCAGCCAGCAGUGAGGAGGCAAAGGAGAAGUUCGACUCCAUGCCAAACAUUUCAGAUGUGAUGCUGAGAAAACUCAAACUCCACCGAGGUCUACCAGGCUGUGCACCCCCUCUCACUGAAAAAGAAGUUGAGAACGCAUUUGUCCAGCUGUCACUGGCAUAUCGUAAUGACAACUACACUCUGGAGAUGCGGCUCAAACAGUCAGAGAGGGAGAGGAACCUGACUGAGGAAGACACAGAGAAAGAACUGGAGGAGUUCAAAGGAGCACUGAAGAUGACUUCGCCACAGUGGCAGAAUUUGGAGCAGCGUGAGGCCUACCAGCGCCUCAUAGAGACUGUGGCGGUGCUGCACCGGCUGGCCACACGACUCUCCAGCAGAUCAGAGAUCGUCGGAGCAGUUCGACAGGAGAAACGUAUGAACAAGGCCACCGAGGUUAUGAUGCAAUAUGUGGAAAAUCUGAAAAGGACGUAUGAGAAGGACCACGCAGAGCUGAUGGAGUUCAAGAAGCUGGCCAACCAGAAUUCAAAUCGCAGUUACGGAGGGUCCGUAGAUGCUGGAGAUGAUGGAGUUCCACGGCCAUCAAGAUCGAUGUCCCUCACCCUGGGAAAGGCUCUGCCCAGACGUAGGGUGAGCGUAGCAGUGGUGCCUAAAUUUAACCUCCUGAACAUCCCAGGUCAGACUCCAGCCAUAGCCGGCCCGGGCCCCAGCAUAGGACUGACCGCUGGUGCUGCUCUUCCUGUCCUGUGUGAAGCGAAUGAUGUGAAAAGCAACGCUGCCACAGAGAAAGCCCAACCAGCAGCAGAAUGUGGAAAGAGCGUGUCGGAGCAGGAAAGCGUGCCAGCCAAACCUCCACUCAACUUGGAAGAGAUCAGAGCAGAGAUCAGAGCCGAGCUCAAGGCAAAGAUCGAGGAGGAGUCGUAUAAUAAAGGCUUCCAAGAAGGACAGAAGCAAAUCAAAGUGCUCCAGGAGGAGAAGCAGAAAGAGGAAGACGCUGCAGAGAAAUUGCUUGAAUCGAAUAAGGAUGAAGAGAGCGGAAAGAAGAGAAGGACAAGCAGGAGGAUGGAGGAGGUCCUGGUUCUUCUUGGUCGGUUUUGUCCCAAGAUUCCCUUGAGUCGACGAAUUCUCUGGAUCGCCCUGACACUGUUUGUGGUGAUGUGUCUGGUUAUCAGUAUUUUUACAUUCUUCAGUGGCUACUACAACAGACGAGAGGACACGUAAGCAGAGGUGGGCUUUUGUGCGAGGCGAGAUGAAGAUCUUCGGACAACCAAAGAACCCCCAGUACAGAAUAACUGAGGCAGUGGUCCUCUGUCUCUGCCAGUUUACCAUAUCGCCACACUCGGACUCACUUGAAUCCAUGACCCUGACUCUCGAGGGCCAAAGACGUUUUGGGAGGCUUAGUGUUAACAGUUAAUUUUUAUUAAGUUAUAAUUGUGUUUGGAUUGAAAAAUUUACAGAUUGUUUGCUGCAGUGAGAAAAAAGAUAAUUUCUGUUUAGGGACCAAUUAUGUAGUGAGAU